UUCCGUUCCUGUUCAAGGUUCAGGAUACUGCCGCAAGACAAGAGCAUGAAGCGCCCUGCGCCUUACACAGUGCCAGCUAUGUUUGCAGUAGCGGUAGCUGCGGGAGCUUUGAUGCCUGGCACCCUUGCUUUCGUUGCAUCGCCAAACGUGAUCAUCACCGGAACUCAGCAACGUUUGCCCAGCAGACUUGGUCAACCUGCUACCUCCCGGCAUGAGUCGCUCAGCAUGAGUGUUUCGCCAGGUGCAAAGCUCGUGCUCAACGACGGCGAGCGGACGAAGCUGAACGACGGUCCAGACGGGCUCUUCUACGGCUACCCUCGCAUCUGCUACCACGUUGACGAGGGCUUCCUCAAGCACCUCACGGAGCUGUACCGAGAAAGAAUCCCUGCGGGCGGUGCGGUGCUAGACAUGAUGUCUUCGUGGGUCAGUCACCUCCCACCAGAGGUUACCUACGAACGCGUGGAUGGACACGGGAUGAACCUCGAAGAGCUGGGCCGGAACCCGCGUCUUGACACAAAGCGGGUGUGGGACCUGAACGCGGAACCCCGCCUCCCGUUCGAAGACGCUACCUAUGACGCAGUGGUCUGUACCGUGUCGGUGCAGUACCUCCAGCAGCCGGAGGCAGUGUUCGCGGACGUGUGCCGAGUGCUCAAGCCUGGCGGUGUGGCCAUCUUCUCUUUCUCGAACCGAAUGUUCUCCGACAAGGCCAUCAAGGGUUGGAUCAACCGGACAGCCAAGGGGCGAGCGCGCCUUGUGUCCGAUUACUUCAAUGCUGCGGGUGGAUUCGGACCGCCGGAGGUAGUCGAGCGCGAAGCUUCGGACAGCGCCGGAUUUUUCGAGGGCUUUGCCGAUAUGUUCGGCAUGGUCGGGAAAGGUGACCCGUUCUGCGCGGUUGUCGCAACCAAAGAAGGCUGACAACGCAAUCAAGUCAACGCUCCCCACCCCCGAAGACCACAAAAACCGCGGAGCAACAGCAGUCCGGUUGAUUGGACAGGCGGACAGUUGACCGGAUCAAUGAGCGGGCCGAUCAGCUGACCGUUCGCGUGUGCGUAUGUACGAUCUUCAUCGGGUAAAUGUGUCCUGUUUUGGGCCAGACGUAGAGAAUCAGCCAACGUAUCGAUCGAUCCCCAGGGUGAGGUUUCCACAGGUGGUGAUGUGCAUGUUGUGGGAGGGGGAGCUUUGCAGACCGGAUCAAGGAGCAGCGAAAACGGUCAUGAAAUAUAUUGUAGUCUGGGCAUCGGGCGUAGAUUUGUUUCGGCCAGAUGUAUAAAUUACAACCCCCUGUGCUUCGACACCGCCGGGGUUGCCAUUCCGCAGCAGCUGCGGUGGUGGGUGUUGCGAUGAUCGGGGAGCGGUACACAAACUGCUGCUUGUGUCUGCCCUACGGCUGUCUUUGCACACGACAGAGGUGUAGCAACGUUUUAUUCGCGCCCCGCUCGGUGUACAGCCCAAGAUAACAGCAUUCGGGGAGUGAUAAUGGCGCGGCGUUCAUGCGUGUUUGGGAUCCAAGGUCUCUUGCCGAGGCGAUGUUGCAGGGGCUGUAAAUUGCGUACGGCCGAAGGUGAGGCCGGAUGAAAAAGAACCAUUGUUCGCCUGCUACAAUGGAAGGGAUGAAUCUGCACGGCGACACGCCUCCUUGUAGAUUACUUUUGAUAGAUGUUUCCGACACUUUGCCCCCGUUCAUUUUUGAGCAACAGGGUUGGUUUCAAAAGGGAGGUCUCGGUUUUGAUAUGCCACCCGGGGAUCCCCUUGGGCUAACACUGGACUAGGAGAGACACCUCCUAAGUUGUGGGGGGGGAUCAGUGACGCCACCACUUGUACACCCUGGGGCGGAGACUUUUUUGUUAGAAAGGGAGGGUUCAGCGUUGGGAGGGAAGAAGUGUGAUGAGGAGGACAAC
This is a messenger RNA of Ectocarpus sp. CCAP 1310/34, 1898 nucleotides long. Lineage: Eukaryota; Phaeophyceae; Ectocarpales; Ectocarpaceae. The record is from the annotation of a GenBank genome assembly.